Messenger RNA from Diceros bicornis minor, 5003 nucleotides. RefSeq names its product microfibril associated protein 3 (gene MFAP3). NCBI's taxonomy places the organism in Eukaryota, Metazoa, Chordata, Mammalia, Perissodactyla, Rhinocerotidae. Bases 38 to 1531 code for a protein of 497 amino acids. Gene Ontology annotation, biological process: interleukin-15-mediated signaling pathway; T cell activation; positive regulation of ERK1 and ERK2 cascade. Gene Ontology annotation, molecular function: MHC class II protein binding; protein tyrosine kinase binding. The record is from RefSeq and is a predicted model, not a curated record. Gene Ontology annotation, cellular component: membrane raft; external side of plasma membrane. The transcript has 3 exons.
CCUACACAGCAGGCCUCCAGCUCAGAGCGUUUAGCAGAUGGUAGUAUCUCUGAAAGUUAAUAACACUGCUUUGUUUUCAUUGUGUUUAUUUGUACAGUUACAGUUGGCCCUCCGUAUCCAUGGAUGCAGAACCUGCAGAUACAGAGGGCCAAGUAAGGGACUUGAACAUCCACAGAUUUUGGUAUCCGCAGGAGGUCCUGGAACCAAUCGCCUGCGAGUACCGAGGGACAACUGUACUUUUAUCCACAGAUGUGAUUCAGACUUUCCUUUUAAAGUUGGUCUCCACCCACAUCUUUUAAUCUUGAAGACUUCAAAAUACACCUCGAUCUACCACUUUUUUGGAAAACUCCAAUACCAGGCAAUAAAUUACUCACUGUGCUCUUGUUAUAGUAUAGAAGCUUUUGAGUUCUCCAAAUUAAAUAAGAUUUUCUCCCAUUUUCCCAUGAAGCCACAUUGUUGUUUAUUCACUUUAGUGGUGAGUAUUAUUGUGCCAGCUGCUUUUGUUUUGGAAGAUGUAGGCUUCAGUCAAGUGGCCCCACUGGAAGCAAAUCAGAGGUCUUUCAAUGCAUCAUUUCCCUCAAGCUUUGAACUCACAGCAGGUUCCCACUCAGGUGAUGAUGUCAUCAUAGCCAAAGAGGGAACUAGUGUUUCGAUCGAGUGUCUUCUCACUGUCGACCACUAUGAAGAUGUCCAUUGGUACAACUCAAAAGGAGAGAAACUGGAUGACGAAGGCAGAGGUGGAAAAUGGUUGGUUUCUGAUAACUUCCUGAAUAUCACCAACGUAGCCUUUGAUGACCGUGGGCUCUAUACAUGUUUUGUCACCUCUCCAAUUCGUGCCUCCUACUCUGUCACCCUGCGUGUUAUCUUCACCUCGGGAGACAUGAGUGUCUACUACAUGAUUGUUUGCCUGAUUGCCUUUACUAUCACUCUCAUCUUAAAUGUCACACGGCUGUGCAUGAUGAGCAGCCAUCUUCGUAAGACUGAGAAGGCUAUCAAUGAAUUCUUCAGAACUGAAGGGGCUGAGAAACUUCAGAAGGCCUUUGAAAUUGCAAAACGCAUCCCCAUCAUCACCUCGGCCAAGACUCUGGAGCUCGCCAAAGUCACACAAUUUAAGACCAUGGAAUUUGCUCGUUAUAUUGAAGAACUGGCAAGAAGCGUCCCUCUUCCGCCCCUUAUUCUAAACUGUCGGGCUUUUGUUGAGGAGAUGUUUGAAGCUGUGCGAGUGGAUGACCCUGAUGACAUGGGAGAAAGAAUUAAAGAGAGACCUGCCUUGAAUGCUCAAGGUGGCGUCUAUGUCAUUAAUGCAGAGAUGGGUCGGAGUAAUUCACCAGGAGGAGAUUCGGAUGAUGGUUCUCUGAAUGAACAAGGCCAGGAGAUAGCAGUUCAAGUUUCUGUCCACCUUCAGUCAGAGACCAAAAGUAUUGAUACAGAUUCUCAAGAUAGCAGCCAUUUCAGCCCGCCUGAUGAUACAGGAUCAGCCGAAUUGAACUCUAACUACAAAGAUGGGGCAUAUGACAGCUGCCAGCUGUGAGCUAUCCCAGUACCUACAAAAAUAGCUCUCAGAACAGGAACCUGUUUCAUGCAGGAAAAUAACAUUUCACCAAAAGAUGACUGGGGUUUUCCCCUUGUUAAUAUUAAGCACAUCGGAACGUGAAUUAUUGCCAAAAGCUUUGUAAAAAUUCAGAGUUUUCCCUGAUAAUUUUCAGUCGUUUUCCUCAAGCUUGAGUAAAUGAUACAUGUUAAGAUUUAAAGGAGCCUGAGAGAUAGACCUAAUGGGGAAAGUACUGAAGUACUGCGCUAAGAGUUCCAUGGCUUCUCUUCUUGGUCACGGUUCUUCCAUUGGUUAGGGCUGACGCUUAUCUUGGGGCCUCAGUUUUCCCACCAAUAAGAUGAGAGAUUUGCAUUACAUGAUAUCUAAAGUCAUUUCUAGCCCUAUAACUUCUUACCUGUCACCUUUAAACCACUCAGCAUAUCUCUAAAUAAACCCUUCCCUAGACUUUUAGUCCCUUUUUAUGGAAAGGACCAAGCUGAGACUUAGUCCUUGAUUCAGGUUCCCACACCAAUGCUAUAGUGCAUAGUGGUGUGAGUGUUUUUCAGAUGGUUGGCCUUGUGGAGCGUGCAAUUGUAUGUGCUCGGUUGAAUCUUUUCAGUGUAGCCCCUGUCUAUAUUAUACAGAUAUCAGGGAGCUAACUGCUCAUUAGUAAACUACUUUCCACAAGUAAAUUAGUCCUUUUGGGGGAUAUAUCAUGUAUCUUUAACUUACUGAGGCAUCAUUUAGUUCAUUGAGCUAGCAGUGAUUUCCCAUCUGAUCUCCAAAAGUGAGCAAUUUUCUCCUAAGGAAUAAUGUCUUCAAUGCUUUUAGAGUAAGAAACAAUGUCAAAUCAUCUGUUUCUGGUAAAUCAUGGAUUUUGACAUUUCUAUUAAUAGAAUUUCUCAGGAUUUCCCUUUUUAAAGGUACUGGGCUUUACAAGAGGGUUCUGUGUUUGGGAUCCCAUUCCAGGGGGAAACCCAGAGCUGGAUUCCUCUUUAGACCUCUGUCUAUACCCUUGCCCUCCGCGGUCUUAAACACGGUGCUAAAGGUUGCAUGCCUCCUUAUCUUUUUUUUUUUGUUUAUAUUUUAUUGUUGUCGAGAUUUUUAUUUUUGUGUACUUCAGAUAUAGGAAUCUGAGAUAGGGCUGCUUUUGUGUCAUUUCUGAGAAGCACUAACCUGAAAUAAUAUUAGAUAAUGGUAUGUGGUGUGUUGUUAUGUUUAAUAUACAGAUACAGAUAUAUAGAUAUAUAUACACACACAUACGAAUGAUGUAGACAUAAAGGGGGAGAAAAAUUAUGGAUGAUGCCACCUGAUUCAACUGUGUAUAAUAAACACUUAAGACAAUAUUUCUUACCUGGCUGAGAUCUGAUAUAAUGGAAUUGUGAAUACUCUUCAGAAUAAUUUCUUCAGCUACAGGAUGCUUGGUGUCAUAUAAUUUUAAGAACUUGGCAGUGGAGCUCCACUUGGUGCUUCACAUUUCUUCAUUUGGCUUCUGAUUAUUGAAGCAUUACUUGAACUAGAGGUUCCUGACGGAAAUGUUCAGAGGAGGUUUUAUGGAGAUUUUAAUUUAAGGUUUCAAAUGGAGGAAGGCAGGAAAUUUCAGCGUGGCUGGAUAGAACUCAUGCCUUCCUUUGUCCAGGCUUAUCAAAAUAAUACAUCUGCUCUGGAUAGCAUGAAUGAAUCAAUGUGCAGUUUUAUCAGAUGGCAUUACGGAUAAAGAUGAUAAUGCUGCCUUUUCUGUCUCAGGCUGUUUCCAUGGAAACCUCCAGAGCCAAACAAAAGCUACCAAUCAUUUAGCCAAAGCUUGCCUUGGCUCACAGACCUGUAUUUAAGAAAAACUGUUUUCAUACGUUUGGCUAUGAGAGCAAGGGCUCUUGAACAUACCCUAGAUUAUAGGAACUUUUUCCCUUCCCAGAAUGUUUCUCUUGAGAAAUUAAAAGUUUUUUAAAUGCCUUGUCCGAAGUCUGUCCCCUGAACAUCCCUCAUAUCUUCGGAUAGUACCUCCAACCCUGUCCCAGUAUAGCAGGUUUGAGGUCAUUUCUUAGAAUGUAGCUUGCCACAUUAAAGAGAAUAGGUUUACCCCACGUGUUCUCAUAAUGGACGUGAGUGUUUAGAACCUUAAAGUAGACGUAUUUAAUGAUCAAAGUCCUGGGAAACAGGACUUUGGAAAAAUAUAUGAAAUACUGAAAAAAAUCUGUAGGUUUAUACAAUACUAUAUAACAAGUAUAGGCUACUCCAGUGUAUCCUGGAUAAAUUAUUUUAGAAACAUAAUGGUGACUUAAUUUGGUGGCCAAAGUAACUAGAUUACUUUGAAUGUUCCAGGUUAUGGUGCCAUUGAUAAGGAAUUAAAGUAGGUCAAAAUUUAACUAGAGUUGGUAUUACUUUUUCAAGCUAACUUUCAAGGGGAAGAAAACUACACCUAUUAAUAUUUUCUGUAUCUAAUCAAAUACCUUUCAUAUAUAAUUAAUAGUCUCGUGUUAUCUUUUUGUAAAAUCCUUAACCUUUUGAAUUUAAACUGCAGUCUAAAAGUCUUUUGAUAAUAACUGUGGUGUAAUUAUCCUUUUGUCUCACUGGAUUUUAUAGUUAGUGAAAAUGCCUUUACUCUACAAAAUGUAUUUGAAAUAGUUCUGUCAUCUCAUUUACAAAUUUUUUCUUAUAUUGUGAUUUAAUGAACCUUAUUGUCUUUAUAAAGUGAAAUGGUGGCUUUGUGAAAUAAAUUUACCAAAAAUAGACAUGUAAACAUUUUUAAAGAUUCCUUACCAACUGAAACAAGACAGGCAUCUUUUGAGCUGAUACCCCACUUGAGUUUAUAGGCAGUUUGAUCAGCCAUCCCCAAAGUUGGAUCUGUUAUGAUAGUUUAAUUCUUGAGUCAGGCCCAGUGAGCAUUUGUAUUUCCUACCAACUACCUUGAUAUUAAUAUCUUGGGAGCUGCUGACCUGGAGUGGUUGUGAGAAGGCUCCUGGCUUCUUUGCCUCACUUAACAUGUAUUUUAAAGUCAAAGCACACUGUUUUCCCUUUGGUCCUCAAGCCUCAGUGAACCCCUUGGUGCAGUCUUCUCCACGCCCUGCAUGUAAUUUCACCCUAGAUCAGACUUUGUGUCCUGUGUCCAAGAGCAGCACGGGAGCAUGGCAUGCUUGUUUUCCAGAGUCAUAGGUGCUAGCCUUGUCUCCACACACCAGCAGUUGUAACACAAGUAUAUCAUAUUUCCUGAGUCACCAGUAAGAGAACACAAUCUUUUCUCAUCUAGGCCAGGAAUGAUGAAAAUGCUUAGCCUUAUACAUAAACUCCUAGGUUCUCAACACAUUUCAUAAAAGUAAAUGAGUAUUAUUUGGUAUGUUAAGAUAAUGUUUAAAUGUUCACCAUUUUAAUGAACACUUACAUUAUAAUUUUGUCCUUUUGUUAAAAAAAGUUGUACUUGACUGUAACUUAUUAAAUGUUCAAUGGAGUACAUUUCAUUUGUCUGAAAUCUUCU